Synchiropus splendidus (mandarinfish) is the source of this 1990-nucleotide messenger RNA. RefSeq names its product growth differentiation factor 2 (gene gdf2). Gene Ontology annotation, biological process: BMP signaling pathway; SMAD protein signal transduction. Bases 93 to 1334 code for a protein of 413 amino acids. NCBI's taxonomy places the organism in Eukaryota, Metazoa, Chordata, Actinopteri, Syngnathiformes, Callionymidae. The record is from RefSeq and is a predicted model, not a curated record. Gene Ontology annotation, molecular function: growth factor activity; cytokine activity. Gene Ontology annotation, cellular component: extracellular region. The transcript is spliced from 2 exons.
UCACUGGAGAUCCGCAUUUUCAAACCUUGCCACCGCAAAUUCCACCAGGAAGAAGCAGAAAUUUGGAUAGGGUGGUAGCUCAACUCGAAACAAUGCUCACCUCCAGGUCAUUUCUGCUCCAGUUGGGUUUGAGUCUGAUAGUGUCAACCGGCACUUGCUCUUGUAAACCUCUUGGGAAUGAAGUUGCAACACCCCAGGAGUUUUAUUCCCUGCAGCCAGAUGAGGACCUCAUAGAGGAGGAAGACAUGGAUGCAAAGAUGGAAAGCCUUCUGGGGACCAUGAAGGAAAAUUUCCUGAGGAAGCUUAACCUGUCAGAUGUUCCUCAAGAGCAGAGUAAAAUCAGCCCACCACAAUUCAUGAUGGAGCUCUACAACAAGUAUGCGACUGACAGCAGUGAAAUUCCUCAAUCUGAUGUCAUCCGCAGCUUCACUGUCCAAGAUGUAACUCUCUCUGAGACCAAUGGCACGAAGUCAAAGCUGCGGCUUCUGUUCAAUGUCAGCAUACCGAGCCACGAAAAGGUCACCGCCGCUGAAUUACAGCUCUUCUUCCUGCCGGAUAUCAGGUCGACAGUCAUUUCCCAGGUUUUCGAGGCCACUGUAAAAGUAUACCAAGUGCAAGACGGUGACUCUAAAGCCGCCACGCUUCCUCUGGACGGUAGAGGGGUAAAAGGUUCGCAGAGCAUGUGGGUGACGAUGGAUGUGACCGCUGCGAUUCGCAGCAAGAGAAUGUCAGGUCAUGGAGUGGCUGGAUUCGAUGUGGUGAUAGAUCAGAAGAACUGUGCGGACAGAGGAUGUUUCAAUAUGUGUCUGUCAAUUGGACUGAACACCUCGGCCGCCUUGAUAGUCUUCUCAGAUGAUCUUGGGAGCAGGAGGCGGGAGAUAAAGAAGGAACUGAGAGAGAUGAUGAUCCACGAAGAAGAAACCAUCUUACAGUCCGGUGGGAAGUGGAACAGAUACGGUCAGAUGGAAAACACGAUCCCAGAGGCUCGACAUGCGCGGCGGAAGAGGAAGGCAGAGGCGGGAUACUGUCGACGGACAUCUCUAAAGGUCAACUUUAAUGACAUUGGCUGGGACAGUUGGAUUGUGGCGCCACCGCAGUACGACGCUUACGAAUGUCGAGGGUUAUGUUACCACCCCCUGACAGAUGAAUCAACACCGUCCAAGCACGCACUCAUCCAAACUCUCAUCAACAUCAGGAACCCCAACAAGGCCAAUAUGGCAUGCUGCGUUCCCAUAAAGCUGGACCCCAUCACGGUGAUGUACCAGGAGAAUGGACGGCUCACUAUCAGAUACCUUUAUGAGGAAAUGAAGGUGGCCGAGUGUGGCUGCAGGUAGUUUCUCAGGCCGGAUUUAUUUACACAUAGUUCCCCUAAACCAUUCACUAACUCAGCAUCGCUUCACUAUGAUGAAUAAACAUUCACAUGUCAGAUCGAGUUUAUGAAUAUUACAGACCUGAGAAACGCUAGAAAUAAAUCUAUCAGUAACCAUAACCAUGUUCAGGAAGUAUUCCAUAAACAAAACUCAGGCCUUACAUUUGUUUUGCACAUUAAGUUAAGAUCAUUCAGCUGUUCAUCAGAGGAUGAGAUAAGGUCGAUGACAGCCGGUUAUUAUCCCCAGCAUACAUUAUUAGCUCCUUAAAAUGUGGGUUUCCACCAUCCAGGUUGCAUAUGUUUCGAAUCAUUAUUAAAUAGAGUAAAAGGGUUAACAAUGAUAAGUAUGGACCGGUUUUCCAUUUAAGCUUUCCAAUUUCUUUAUGUCAUUCAUUUGAUUUUCUUUUUUCUUUUACAUACAUUUUUGCAUGUCAACCCCAUCUUCAACGUUGACAAAAGGAAUGUAUUCAACAAGGUAUUUGACAAAACAAAUAUCCACAAAAGAAACUGCAUUUUAUAGUAGAUGAAUUUUAGCCUGAAAUGUUUAACAAUAUCUCAUAUUUAUGCUCAUAUUUUAUCAAAUAAAAAUGUAAAUCUGUAUAAUAAGUACAUUAAUAUAUC